This is a messenger RNA of Balaenoptera ricei (Rice's whale), 2373 nucleotides long. It is a transcript of the gene C14H18orf54, whose product is annotated as chromosome 14 C18orf54 homolog. Lineage: Eukaryota; Metazoa; Chordata; Mammalia; Artiodactyla; Balaenopteridae. Bases 334 to 1929 code for a protein of 531 amino acids. The record is from RefSeq and is a predicted model, not a curated record. The transcript has 9 exons.
UCAGUUUGAAAGGGAGCGCGGGCGCCGCGCUCGGCUGUGACGGCGGAGGAAAGUGCGAGCUAGCGGAGCCUGAGGCUGGGCGGCGUCCGGGUCGGGGUGCUUUGUCGCGUCUCCCGUCGGGUGGCAGGCCAGGGCUUUGGGUGGAGAGUUGAGGACGUGUGCACUUUUCUCUCUUUUCGGGCCUUUGUCGGUAGUAGAAAUCUCUGGCCACUCGUGCUAACGUUCUAUUCGUCGGAAUGAUGGAUUUCCUUUUGGAGAUACACCCGGAAGUGUUAACGGAAGAAAUGUUGUUUCUAAGAGAAAUGGGUAGAAAUAACCCAUUUUGAGGAAGCCAUGGCAAAAUUAAAUACAAAGCGCAGAGUUUGUUCUCGGGAAUCUUCAGUAUCUUCUCUGUUAGCAAGCUGCAACCUGAGUGGUAGUAAUUCCUCUAACUCUGAUGGCUUUUUUCAGUAUAAGGAUAGACUGUACAGUUCUGCAUCUCAGGCUCUACAGGCCUAUAUUGAUGAUUUUGAUCUAAGCCAAAUGUAUCUUGGUGCAAGCACUGGAAAGAUUAACAUCGAUAAAUGUUCUGCUAAUAUGCCAGAAUUCUCCAACUAUGUUUAUAAACCAAACAAUGCUUUUGAAAAUCUUGAUGACACAAAAGAUUUGUCCUUAUCCUGUAGAGGACAGACUAUUAAUGACAUGGACUCCGUUAGCCUAACAACUGAUGAUCUAUUAAAACUUCCAGCAGAUGGAUCAUUUUCUUUCACUUAUGUUGGAGCAGGUCACGGAAUUAGCAAGAAAAGCAAGAAACGUACUGGAAGACUGAGUUCAUCCAACAGGGAAAAGAAUCAAAAUAUUCAAGAACCAGCCUCUCUCCUGGGCAAGGAUAACUUAGUUACCCCAGUUGUAUACACAAAUGUAAAAGGAAAGCAAUGUGGUAGGCUGAAAAACCCAAAACUUGUGAAAAAGGCUAAUAAAUGUGUUUCUGUACCAUCUUUAUCUUUUAACAAGAAAUCAUCUUUUAGGGACAGUUCAGAACACAAUCUUGAAAAGAAUUACCCAAGAUGGCUCACUAGCCAGAAGUCUGACCUUAAUGUUUCAGGGAUAACGAGUAUACCGGAUUUCAAAUACCCAGUCUGGCUCUACAAUCAAGACUUGCUGCCCGAUACAAAUAGUCAAAGGAUUUAUCAAAUAUUUAAAGAAGAUCACUGUUCCCCUAGGCAUAGUUACCAGGCACAAAGAACUUCUCGGCGAAUGAAUAAAUUAGAUUGUUUUGAAUAUUCUUCUGAAUCUUCAAACAAUUCACAUUCCUUGAGUGAUGAUAAAGGAUUAGUUAAUGAAUAUAAAUGUGAUUCUGAACAUAGCCAAUGUCAGUGUGACAAUCCACUUCUCCCAGGAUCCGAAAAGCCAUUCAGUGGUGACAGAAUUGAAUUGCUUAUCCUGAAGGCCAAGAGAAAUCUAGAGCAUUGUACUGAAGAAUUACCAAAGUCUAUGAAAAAGGAUGACAGUCCUUGUUCAUUAGAUAAACUUGAAGCAGAAAGAUCAUGGGAAAAUAUUCCUGUUACUUUCAAAUCUCCUGUUCCGGUUAACUCUGAUGAUAGUCUUCAACAAACUUCAAGGGCAAAGUAUGCUGACGGAUUCCUUGAAGACUUUUUAAAUAAUGAUAAUCAGAGCUGUACCCUUUCUGGAGGGAAACAUCAUGGUCCUGUUGAAGCCCUGAAACAAAUGUUAUUUAAUCUUCAAGCAGUGCAAGAAAGUUUUAAUCAGAAUAAAACCACAGAGCCAAAAGGCGAAAUUAAACAAGUUUCAGAAGAUGAUUUCUCUAAAUUACAGUUGAAGGAAAGUAUGGCUCCUAUUAAUAGGUCACUUCAAAAGGCUUUGCACCAUUUAUCUCGCCUGAGAGACCUGGUUGAUGAUUCCAGUGGGAAACAGUCACCGAAAAUGUGAAGAGGAAAAUAAAAGUCUAACCAAUAAAUAGUCACCACACAACAAAAAUGUAUUUUUUUUCCUAUUGCUUAAACUGACAAAGUAAUUAGAAGCCAUAUAUUAUUCUGUGAUUGGUUCAAGUAUUAUAUAUUUUUUAAAAACCAGACUUGAAAAUGUCCAUAGAUUUUUGUGGCCUAUCCUCAUUUUGUGCCAAACUACCAGGAGGUGAACUAGAAGGACCCACACCAUAUGUCCUAGUCUGACUUUGGUCUUCAGGCUGUCAGAUGUCUAAUAUUCGAAGAUGGAUGAUUUCCGUUCUUGAAGCUUACAUGGACUUAACCUUCUUCAGCAUCCUCAUCAUUUUAUCAUCUGAUUCUGGAUCAUUAAGAAGCUUUUCCUGGUUUCUAUCCAAAAUCUCUUAAAUAGACUCUUUUAUAAAGUUAGCAUCCACUUAAGGAGCUUGAG